GGCCCAGCGAUCCUAUAAAAAGGUGCCAAUCGCCCCCACCCCGACCUGCACAUAUCGGCUCGUGCUCUCAAACAAGGGUGCGAGUUCCAGGCGUGGCGGCCCUUCUUGCAUGUUGCAUGAGCCGGCCGGAGUCGGAGUCUCGUCCCAUUGCAGAGCAGAGCGAGGCGGCGAAGGCGGCCUUGAUAUAGGGACGAAUCAUCCGGCGGGGGAGUCGUCUGGGAAGUUCAUGAGCACUGACGCCGCGGGCAGCAACAUCAUCAGCAGAAGAAGAAGCAGGCUGGGCGACGAAGCCAUGCCGACCCCGUCCUCCAACGCCCCCGACUCCUCGCCCUUCUCCAACGACGGCGGCGCCUCGCCGAGCGCCAUCGAGCGCGUGCUCCGGGGCAGCGGCCGGCGCCACCACCUGCCCACCGCCGCGUCCCCCGACGCCAUGGACACGGACGUCGCGGAGCCCGCCGCGGCCUCCCUCGCCGACUGCGGCGCCCAGUCGCGCCCCGAGGGCGGCCCGCACGCCAGCAUGGACGACGCCGGCGGUGGCGGUGGCGGGUCGGGGGGCCACGCCCCGCGGCCGCCGCUCUCGGGUCCCCGCAGCGGGUUCCGCCGCCUCGGCCUCCGCGGCAUGAAGCAGCGCCUCCUCGUCGUGGCCAACCGCCUCCCCGUCUCCGCCAAUCGCCGCGGCGAGGAUCAGUGGUCCCUGGAGAUCAGCGCCGGUGGCCUCGUCAGCGCGCUCCUCGGUGUGAAGGAUGUCGACGCGAAGUGGAUCGGCUGGGCCGGCGUGAACGUCCCCGACGAGGUCGGCCAGCAGGCUCUCACCAAUGCACUCGCCGAGAAGAGAUGCAUACCAGUGUUCCUGGACGAGGAGAUCGUGCACCAGUACUACAACGGCUACUGCAACAACAUACUGUGGCCGCUCUUCCACUACCUCGGGCUGCCGCAGGAGGACAGGCUGGCAACCACCCGGAACUUCGAGUCGCAGUUCGACGCGUACAAGCGGGCCAACCAGAUGUUUGCUGAUGUGGUCUACCAGCACUACCAGGAAGGGGAUGUGAUCUGGUGCCAUGACUACCACCUCAUGUUCCUGCCCAGGUGCCUCAAGGAGCAUGACAUCAACAUGAAGGUCGGGUGGUUCCUGCACACGCCGUUCCCUUCCUCGGAGAUUUACCGCACUCUGCCAUCACGCUCGGAGCUGCUUCGCUCCGUGCUCUGCGCUGAUUUAGUCGGAUUUCAUACUUACGACUAUGCAAGGCAUUUCGUGAGCGCAUGUACCAGAAUACUCGGACUCGAGGGUACCCCUGAAGGUGUGGAGGACCAGGGGAAGUUAACACGGGUUGCAGCGUUUCCUAUUGGGAUAGACUCUGAUCGUUUCAAAAGGGCGUUGGACAUUGAUGCAGCAAAAAGACAUGUCAAUGAAUUGAAACAGCGAUUUGCGGGACGGAAGGUAAUGCUUGGUGUUGAUCGACUUGACAUGAUCAAAGGAAUUCCCCAAAAGAUUUUGGCCUUUGAAAAGUUUCUUGAGGAAAACCCUGAAUGGAUUGAUAAAGUGGUUCUACUUCAAAUUGCUGUGCCAACUAGAACUGACGUCCCUGAGUAUCAGAAGCUUACAAGCCAAGUGCAUGAAAUUGUUGGGCGCAUAAAUGGACGAUUUGGAACAUUGUCUGCUGUUCCUAUUCAUCAUCUGGAUCGAUCUCUUGAUUUCCAUGCCUUGUGUGCUCUUUAUGCAGUCACUGAUGUGGCUCUUGUAACAUCACUGAGGGAUGGCAUGAAUCUUGUAAGCUACGAAUAUGUUGCAUGCCAGGGAUCAAAAAAAGGAGUUCUGAUAUUGAGUGAGUUUGCCGGUGCAGCACAAUCGCUUGGUGCUGGUGCCAUUCUUGUAAAUCCCUGGAAUAUUACAGAAGUUGCAGACUCAAUAAAACAUGCUUUGACAAUGACAUCUGAUGAGAGAGAGAAGCGGCACAGGCAUAACUACGCGCAUGUAACAACUCAUACCGCCCAAGAUUGGGCUGAAACUUUUGUAUGUGAGCUAAACGAUACAGUUGCUGAAGCUCUGAUGAGAACAAGACAAGUUCCCCCUGACCUUCCUAGUCGAACGGCCAUCCAGCAAUAUCUGCAGUCAAAAAACCGUUUGCUCAUAUUGGGUUUCAAUUCAACAUUGACCGAGCCAGUUGAAUCCUCUGGGAGACGGGGCGGUGAUCAAAUCAAGGAGAUGGAACUCAAGUUGCAUCCUGACUUAAAGGGUCCUUUGAGAGCCCUCUGCGAGGAUGAGAGCACUACGGUUAUCGUUCUCAGCGGAAGCGACAGGAGUGUUCUUGAUGAAAAUUUCGGAGAAUUUAACUUGUGGCUGGCAGCAGAGCAUGGGAUGUUCUUACGCCCAACUGAUGGAGAAUGGAUGACAACAAUGCCUGAGCAUCUGAACAUGGAUUGGGUCGACAGUGUAAAGCAUGUUUUUGAGUACUUCACAGAAAGAACCCCAAGAUCUCAUUUUGAACAUCGUGAAACAUCAUUUGUGUGGAAUUACAAGUAUGCCGAUGUCGAGUUUGGGAGGCUCCAAGCAAGAGAUAUGCUGCAGCACUUGUGGACCGGUCCAAUCUCAAAUGCAGCUGUGGAUGUUGUUCAAGGGAGCCGUUCAGUUGAAGUUCGCUCUGUUGGAGUUACAAAGGGUGCUGCAAUUGAUCGUAUUCUAGGAGAGAUAGUUCACAGCAAAAGCAUGGUUACUCCGAUUGACUAUGUGCUAUGCAUAGGCCACUUCCUAGGAAAGGACGAAGACAUCUAUGUGUUUUUUGACCCUGAAUACCCUUCUGAGCCAAAAGUGAAACCGGACGGUGCGUCGGUAUCCGUCGACAGGAGGCAGAACGGGCGGCCAUCAAACGGCCGGAGCAACUCGAGGAACUCGCAGGCGAGGACACAAAAGCCUCAGGUCGCGCCGCCGCCUCCGGAGAGGUCAUCGUCGUCAUCCGACCACAGCACCGCAAACAACAACAGCCACCACGACUGGCGCGAAGGGUCGUCGGUCCUCGACCUCAACGGCGACAACUACUUCUCCUGCGCGGUCGGGAGGAAGCGCUCCAACGCCCGUUACCUGCUCAACUCGUCGGAGGACGUCGUCUCAUUCCUUAAGGAGAUGGCGGAGUCGACGACGCCCCGCGCCGGUGGCCUCCCGCCCGGCGCUGCCGCGGACUACAUGUUCUUGGAUAGGCAGUAGACCAAGUUUGCCUCUGCUAAUCAGGAAUCACCCGGCCGCCCCGCCCCGCCCCGCCGGGCAAGAAGAGUUAACAACAGCCCUGAAUAACAUCGGUGUUCCCUGUACGCGCGCCGGAGUAGCCGCCGUCGCUGGCCCGGCGCGGCGUGGUGUACAAUCCUGUACAAAGUAUGACUGAGCUCCUGGUUUUACUGUUACUGCGAGAGGAGACUGACGCUCUGUGACCGUGAGUGAUCCCGAGAGUUUGUGCUAGGCGGAAUUGAUGGAUAUUUGUUAUUAUGUGAUGUGAUGACUAAUCUCAGUAUUGACUGUCUA
Aegilops tauschii subsp. strangulata is the source of this 3511-nucleotide messenger RNA. Its product is annotated as alpha,alpha-trehalose-phosphate synthase [UDP-forming] 1. Gene Ontology annotation, cellular component: cytosol. The record is from RefSeq and is a predicted model, not a curated record. NCBI's taxonomy places the organism in Eukaryota, Viridiplantae, Streptophyta, Magnoliopsida, Poales, Poaceae. Gene Ontology annotation, biological process: trehalose biosynthetic process. Gene Ontology annotation, molecular function: trehalose-phosphatase activity; alpha,alpha-trehalose-phosphate synthase (UDP-forming) activity.